Theobroma cacao (cacao) is the source of this 2699-nucleotide messenger RNA. RefSeq names its product protein kinase STUNTED-like. The record is from RefSeq and is a predicted model, not a curated record. NCBI's taxonomy places the organism in Eukaryota, Viridiplantae, Streptophyta, Magnoliopsida, Malvales, Malvaceae. Gene Ontology annotation, biological process: protein phosphorylation. Gene Ontology annotation, molecular function: protein kinase activity; ATP binding.
CACUGUUUCUUUGCCUUGUUGAUGGAAAUAAAGAAAUGUCUGAGAAAUUUCUCUGGGAUUUUUAUUAUUGCUGGACUCUUUGAAUUGGAAAAAUCUACUGCCGGCUUGAUUUCAUGCAAGAAGAAAAAUCUUGAAUAAGAACAUAGAAGGUUCUCUCGUUUAGAGAGAAUCGAAGCACAGUGGGUCUGGGUUGAAGGGACAAAGAUGGUUAAGAAGGAAAUUACAGCAAGUAGGCAGGUUGCUGCUCAUCAUUGUGAGCUUGUGAAAUCAGCACAGUUAGGAAAGGAUUUAGUCUUAAUCCAUGUGUUGUCAGACUCAGAUAAUGGCUUUGUAAAUCUUCCUUGGCAAACAACCUGGUCUAGAAAGGAUCACAGGAACAUUGGCAGGGACUUUGCUUUAGUGAAACAGGGUAACCUUGGCAGCCCACCAAGAAGUUCAAUCCGUAAGGUUCUAAAAAAGCUAGCCAAGUGCCGUGUAGCCAUGGCUGUACAUACGGAAAGAAACCCAGAGGAGGCUAUCUGGAGCUGGAUAUCAUAUGCCAGCUAUUGUGUAAAUCAAUUGCCAACAGUUAGUUCUCUUCUGGCUGUCCACAAAGGAAAGAUCAUCUUGGAAAUACCACCGAUUCAGCAUUUAACAGGUUUCAAGCUAAAUUCGAGACCUGAUUUGUAUCUCAUCAAAGAUAGUUCUAGGUUGAGGGAUGCAGAGAAACCAGAGUCUGAAGAAGCUGAAUCUCAUGCGGUUCUGGUUUCAACAGAUGUAGCAAGAGAGGAUAUUGGAGGGCCAAAAGAUGGCAAUUCUAGUUACAAGGCCAUUCUCUUAAACUCGAUAUCUCUAAUCCGAAGAGAACUGCCAGAACCAAGCCUUGGCUGGCCUUUGCUUCGAAGAAAAUCUUCUCCAAAUCAGGAAAAUUUUAAGAAACCUGAAGCUAGAGAUAUGUCAGUUGUGGAAUGGGUGAUGAGCCUGCCUAAUCGAGUUACCACAGUCGUCAACCACAUAGCUUUGCAUUCAAAUCAAACCAGCAUCACUUCCAAAACAUAUACUACUAAGGAUUCUACUAUAAGCGAUUGCAAGACUGAAGAAGCAAUUCACAGCACUGAAGACGAGGAAUCAGUAACUAAUGACAGUAGAAAUUCCAAAGAAGAAAAUUAUGGGCUUGGAUAUGAUGCAGAAUUGUCAGUUCCUUUGAUCACACAAACUUUGGAACCAGAUUCAAAACCAGGGUGGCCUCUUCUCCGCAUUACAGCUCCCACAACUUCAGAUUCUUUCACAGAAUAUGAAGCUGCAAUAAACGCACCCGUUCAAUUAACAGUCGAACCUCCACCUUCCAGGAAUGCAUUACUAUCCACCGAAGUGGAAAAUCCUGUUAAGAAAGAAAAUUAUUUCCCAGCGCCAAGAAAGAUGCUGAACAACUUGGAGCUUCAUUGCAAGCGGUUCAGCCUCAGGGAGCUUAAGCAAGCAACUUCUGAAUUCUCUCCAGAAAAUUUGAUCGGAGAGGGAGGAUGCAGCAAUGUAUACAAAGGGCGUCUUCCUGGUGGCAAGGCAGUCGCUGUUAAAAUUCUGAAGUCAUAUAAAGAAGCUUGGAGUGACUUCUCCUUGGAGGUCGAUAUUGUUUCUUCUUUAAAACACGAGCAUAUCACACCUCUAAUUGGAGUUUGUGUUGAAGAUGACCAUCUCAUCUCAGUCUAUGACUUUUUUCCCAAAGGGAGUUUAGAGGAAAUUCUCCAUGGUCAAAGCAAGAAGUCUGCGUUGCCAUGGGGGGUCAGGUUUAAAGUGGCCACGGCAAUUGCCGAGGCUCUAAAUUACCUGCACAGUGAGUGCCCUCGACCUGUUAUCCACAGAGAUGUAAAAUCUUCCAACAUUCUUCUCUCUGAUGAUUUUCAGCCACAGUUAUCUGAUUUUGGGCUUGCCAUAUGGGGACCAACGGAUUCAAACUACACGGUUGAUGGAAAUGUGGUAGGAACUUUUGGGUAUAUAGCCCCUGAGUAUUUCAUGCAAGGAAAGGUCAGUGACAAGAUUGAUGUAUACUCCUUUGGCGUUAUGCUUCUAGAAUUGCUCUCAGGAAGGAGACCAAUAAGUUCAAAGGCUCUGGAAGGAAAAGAGAGCUUGAUCCAGUGGGCUAGGCCAUUAUUAGAGAGAAGGGAUCUCCAAGGAUUAUCGGAUCCAGCGUUAAAUGAAGACUUUGACGUUGCUCAAAUGCAUAGAAUGGUUGUCGCUGCCUCCCUCUGCCUCAAUCAAUUGGAUGGGCACCGUCCAAAAGUGAGCCAGGUACUAGAAAUAUUGCGAGGAGAGAAGGAACCAACAGAGUGGUAUGAUCUUCGUGCUACUGAAUCAAAAUUACCAAACGACCAGGAAGAUGAUGACCUUUCUCCAGGAUUUGUUCACAAAUUAUAUACCUAUCUUUCAUUUUCAUUUACAGAUGAUGAUUCAACACCGGAGUGCAUCAAUUAUACCACAUCAAGAUAUCGUGGUGCAAAGAAGGGUCGUUUAAUGCUGAAAGACUACCUUAAGAAAGGGCAGGACCAAUCAUUAUCAUCACCUCUGUAGUUGCACAGCUUUUCGGUUCCUUAGCCCUUGAGCUAAAGCUUAUUAAGCAAAGCAUUUUUUUUUUUAAGCAAAGCUUGAAAACGUAAAUCAACACGAUUUCUUGAUGUAAAUAACGGUUAUGAUAUAUGAUUCUUGGAGUUGUAACAAUUUGAAAA